Nelumbo nucifera (sacred lotus) is the source of this 1594-nucleotide messenger RNA. RefSeq names its product gibberellin 20 oxidase 1. The record is from RefSeq and is a predicted model, not a curated record. NCBI's taxonomy places the organism in Eukaryota, Viridiplantae, Streptophyta, Magnoliopsida, Proteales, Nelumbonaceae.
UUCUCAGAGCUGAGUGACACAGACACUCAGAGGAAGAGGAAGAAAUGACGCAAGAAAGAUCCCCCUAAGAUUCUAAAUUCUUGUUCAUCCACUCCCCUGCGUCAUUGCCUUAAUUUUCUCCUCUCAUCCUUCUCUUCCUCAUCUCACUCUCCUACCCCUCCGAUCAACAAUCUCUGUCUGUGCUUUUCUAUUCCCCCCAUCUCUGUGACUGUGAGAUCGUCUGUCUUUUGUCUUCAACCAAAUUGUUAUCAGACUCUGUUUCGAAUAUCAGCAUAAACAACACCAAACGUAAUGACAGUUGACUGCAUUGCAAACGUAACCUCCGAUGGCCCUCCACCGCGGAAAGAUGAAAACAAGGAGCAGCAACCAUCUCUGGUUUUUGACGCCUCGGUUCUUCGAUACCAAUCCAACAUACCGAAACAAUUUGUGUGGCCCGACCAUGAGAAACCCAGUGCCGACGCACCAGAACUCCAGGUUCCGCUCAUCAAUUUGAGUGGGUUCCUUUCCGGGGACCCAGUUGCAGCCUGGGAAGCGUCGAGGCUUGUGGGGGAGGCAUGUAGGAAACAUGGCUUCUUUCUUGUUGUAAAUCACGGAGUGAAAGCUCGACUCAUAGCCGAUGCUCAUCGCUACAUGGACUUGUUCUUCGACAUGCCGCUCCACGAAAAGCAGAGGGCUCAGAGGAAGCCCGGCGAGAGCUGUGGAUAUGCUAGUAGCUUUACUGGCCGCUUCUCCUUCAAACUCCCCUGGAAAGAGACCCUCUCCUUCAGCUAUUCAGCCCACCAACAACCACACAAAACCGUGGAAGAAUAUUUCCUCAACGUCCUCGGUGAAGGUUUCAGGGAAUUUGGGAGGGUGUACCAGGAAUACUGUGAGGCUAUGAGUACUCUCUCUCUUGGGAUCAUGGAGCUCUUAGGGAUGAGCCUCGGAGUAGGUCCUACCCAUUUCAGGGAUUUCUUUGAAGAAAAUGAUUCGAUAAUGAGGCUUAACUACUAUCCGCAGUGCCAGAAGCCAGAACUCACCCUUGGAACAGGGCCUCACUGUGAUCCAACUUCUUUAACCAUCCUUCAUCAGGACCACGUCGGCGGCCUUCAAGUCUUCGUAGACAACAAAUGGCAUUCGAUAAGUCCCAACCCUGAAGCUUUUGUCGUCAACGUCGGCGAUACGUUCAUGGCUCUGUCCAAUGGACAGUACAAGAGUUGCUUGCAUAGAGCAGUUGUUAACAGCAAAACACCAAGGAAAUCUCUGGCCUUCUUUCUCUGUCCAAGGGCGGAUAUGGUGGUGAGCCCGCCGAGAGGACUGGUGGACUCAGAGCAUCCAAGAAUGUACCCAGACUUCACAUGGCUGACGUUGCUUGAAUUUACUCAGAAACAUUACAGAGCGGACAUGAUGACCCUUGACGCCUUCUCCAAUUGGCUUCAACAAGAAAGCAAAUGAACAAGGAUGCGCCCAUCCAAAUCAGCUCUUGAUCUUCACUUCUCGUUAGCCUCACCUUUUCAGGAAAGCGAAUUUGAUUUUGUGGAGGACUAGGAGUUUCUUGGUAGGAACAGAGUAGUAGCUAGGACGCUAAGAGAAAACCAACAGAAGGGUCAGAUUU